UACUCAAUUGUGUUAUUAUUAACCUUUUCUUCGUUGACUGUUGACCCGAGUCGUCGAGACUCGAGAGGUUUCUUCAAUAGACUUUAUCCCGGUCACUCUCGCUCGUGCACCACCGUGACGAAGCCGACGGAAUCCACCAUGAACUUUCCUCCGACGAAGCUUGAUUAUCAUGUAGACAUGUUCAAUCUCCAAUCUCAGUCCAGAUUCCUCUCCUUAUACAAGGCGGAAGAUGGACGCACAGCUCUGAUAUUGGAUUCGACGGUGUUUCAUCCGCAAGGUGGUGGUCAGCCGUCAGACACCGGUUUCAUCGAAUUCUCCGGUUUGGAUUUCAAGUUUUCCGUUCAAGAUGUUCGAUCGAAAGACGGAAUUGUUCUCCAUUACGGAGUUUUCGAAGGUUUGAAUCAUGAGAGUGGGAUGGAUAUUGAGGAAGGGAAAGAAGUUCAUUUGUUUGUUGAUGAAUCAAGGCGCAAACUCAAUUCCAGGUUACACUCAGGUGGACACUUGCUAGAUAUGUGUAUGCAGAAAGUUGGGUUAGGACAUUUGGAGCCUGAAGGAUACCAUUUUCCAGACGGUCCAUAUGUGGAAUACAAAGGAAGUGUUCCACAGAAUGAACUGCAGGUGAAGCAGGAAGAGUUGGAGGCGGAAGCUAACGAACUGAUAACGAAAGGUGGAAAGGUUUAUGCUGCUCUAUUGCCCUAUGAAGAGGCAUCUGUGCUCUGUGGUGGCAGUCUUCCUGAUUAUAUUCCUAAGGGAAGCACUCCUCGGAUCAUAAAAUUAGGUGACAACCCGGGGUGUCCGUGUGGUGGGACACAUGUCUCCGAUGUAUCUGAUAUCAUAAGCAUGAAGAUCACACAGAUGAGAACAAAGAAAGGAAUGACGAAAGUUUGCUACACCAUUGCAUCUUAAACUUCACUUAUUGGUUCCAGCUUCCAUACUAAUAUGUAUACAAUAUGAAUAAGUCAAGGAGGGAGGGAAUUAUAGUGACGACAACUAUUUUCAUCAGUUGGCUUCAACAGCAAGCAGCCUCUCCUGUGGUUCAACAGCCACAAAUCAGUAUUUUGUGGGUAAUUUAUCAAAUCUAUUAAACGACUCUCCCUAUCAUUGAUAAGUCGUAUAUGAUAUGAUAUUGAUGUGAUAUGAUAUGAUCUUCCCACUCCGCCUCUUAAUUAGUAUUAGUGUAUUACUAUAUUGACUCUUGGUAUUGUAGAACCAUACUGGACAUUUAAUCCGAGAUUUUUAUAAUAUUGUUCGUGCAUCGGUUUGGUUUG
This is a messenger RNA of Camelina sativa (false flax), 1268 nucleotides long. Lineage: Eukaryota; Viridiplantae; Streptophyta; Magnoliopsida; Brassicales; Brassicaceae. The record is from RefSeq and is a predicted model, not a curated record.